CACGAAUGAAACGGUUCGUCAGGCCCGUGCUUCAAUCCUCACGCUUUUUCGAGCCAGUUGUCUCCCCAUUACAAGCCAGGCGUGGAUUGCGACUCGUUACGAACAUGGCGACCUCAAAUGCGGCUAAUGGCAAGCAGACAACAUGGCAUGGGGCGGGCGCAGCCGAGUUCGAUCUGCGAAGUGAUACUAUGACCAAGCCCACGCCGUCCAUGCUUGAAGCGAUCUGUCAGACAACACUCCUAGACGAUGUUUUCGAGGAGGACCCCGUCACGAACGAACUGCAAAACUAUGUUGCUAAGCGGACCAACCACGAGGCUGCGCUAUUGGUUAUGUCGGGUACAAUGGGCAACCAGGUCGCCAUUCGCACACACCUGACCGAGCCUCCAUACUCUGUCGUUUGCGAUUACCGUUCCCACAUUAUCUGCUAUGAAGCGGGGGGUGUCAGCGCAUGGACUGGGGCUACGGUGAUCCCGGUCAUUCCCAAGAAUAACACCUAUCUUACACUCGAGGAUGUUCAAAAGAAAGUGGUAAUCAGCAAAGAUGUCCACACGUGCCCCACAAAGUUGAUCAGCCUCGAAAACACAUUAGACGGAAUGAUCAUGCCGUUAGAGGAAGCUCGCAGGAUUACAGAAUGGGCGCACGAAAAUGGGAUCAAGGUACACCUCGACGGUGCUAGGUUGUGGGAAGCCGUUGUUUCCGGGGCAGGCAGCUUGCCCGAAUACAGCAGCCUCUUCGACAGUAUCAGUCUAUGCUUUUCGAAAGGCUUAGGCGCUCCCAUUGGUAGCAUCAUAGUCGGCUCGGAACUUUUCAUAAAGAAGGCGCGUUGGUUCCGCAAGUCAAUUGGAGGAGGCGCCCGCCAAACCGGUGUGCUAGCUGCAGCCGCAAGGGUUGCCCUUGAUGAGACUUUUGGGUUAGAUCCCUCCGGCAAGGAUGGGAAGCUGCGAGAGACCCAUAUCAAGGCGAAGCGCGUCGCGGACAUGUGGACGAAGCGUGGAGGAAAACUAGCCUAUCCGGUCCAAACUAAUAUGGUAUGGUUGGAUACUGAGGCAUCCGGCCUUGGACCGAAUGACCUAGCAGAAACCGGAAAAGAGAAAGGAUUGAAGCUCCUGGGCCACAGGAUUGUUAUCCAUUAUCAGGUAUCAGAAGAUGCAAUCGACCGCCUUGAGCAGGUGUUUGACUUGGUAUUGACAGGCCAGCACCAACAAAGUACUGACACCAGCAAGCCUUAUGGUAGCCGAUAA
Messenger RNA from Aspergillus nidulans FGSC A4, 1241 nucleotides. RefSeq names its product threonine aldolase GLY1. The record is from RefSeq and is a predicted model, not a curated record. Gene Ontology annotation, biological process: amino acid metabolic process. The coding region runs from base 6 to 1241 and encodes 411 amino acids. The transcript is spliced from 3 exons. Gene Ontology annotation, molecular function: lyase activity. Lineage: Eukaryota; Fungi; Ascomycota; Eurotiomycetes; Eurotiales; Aspergillaceae.